Wickerhamiella sorbophila is the source of this 606-nucleotide messenger RNA. Its product is annotated as Ras-related protein ORAB-1. Bases 1 to 606 code for a protein of 201 amino acids. NCBI's taxonomy places the organism in Eukaryota, Fungi, Ascomycota, Dipodascomycetes, Dipodascales, Trichomonascaceae. The record is from RefSeq and is a predicted model, not a curated record. Gene Ontology annotation, molecular function: GTPase activity; GTP binding. The transcript is spliced from 2 exons.
AUGAACUCCGAAUACGAUUAUUUGUUCAAACUUUUGGUGAUUGGUGAUUCAGGUGUCGGCAAGUCGUGUUUGUUGCUGCGCUUCGCCGACAACUCGUUCUCUGAAUCGUACAUCUCUACCAUUGGUGUCGAUUUCAAAAUCAGAACAGUUGAUCUUGAUUCCAAAACUGUGAAGCUCCAGAUUUGGGAUACCGCCGGACAAGAACGAUUCCGAACCAUCAUCUCCUCUUACUACCGUGGUGCUCAUGGUAUCAUCGUUGUUUACGAUGUUACUGACCAGAACUCUUUCAAUGACGUCAAGCACUGGUUCCAGGAAAUUGACCGUUUCGCCAGCGAGGGCGUCGUCAAGCUGCUGGUUGGCAAUAAGAGUGAUAUGACCGACAAAAAGGUCGUUGAGUACAACGUGGCCAAAGAAUUCGCCGACUCCAUGGGCAUCCAGUUUUUGGAGACAUCUGCCAAGGAGUCCACCAACGUUGAGCAGGCUUUCCUCACUAUGGCCCGUGAGAUUAAGGAUAAAAUGACCACAGCCAACGAAGGUGGUGAAGAAAAAGCCGCUCUUAACCUCAAGGGCAGCAGUGUUAACGCCAAUUCGGGUGGCUGCUGUUAA